Molecule: messenger RNA, 2017 nt
Organism: Trifolium pratense (red clover)
Lineage: Eukaryota; Viridiplantae; Streptophyta; Magnoliopsida; Fabales; Fabaceae
Product: nuclear transport factor 2
Exons: 9
Coding region: 214-1599 (461 amino acids)
Cellular component (GO): cytosol; ribonucleoprotein complex
Molecular function (GO): mRNA binding
Source: RefSeq, a predicted model, not a curated record
AAAAUGUAUAAGUAGGAUUCACGUCAAGAAUAAAAAAAAAAGCAAUAGCGGGAGUCAUCGUUUAUUGUUGUGAUCUCCGAACCAAACCCAAACAACUAAAAAACCAAAACUUCACAACAGAAUCUCUCUCUCUCUCUCUCUCUCUUCCAACAAACCAAAGACUCUCUUUCUGUCGAGAUCUCCCUCACUCUCUCUGCUUUGCAAAUCAAGCAGAUGGCAAUGCAGGAAGCAAACCCUACCUCUGCUCCAAGUCCUCAAGUCGUCGGCAAUGCCUUUGUGGAGCAAUAUUAUCAUAUUCUGCAUCAAUCUCCAGACUUGGUUCACAGAUUCUAUCAGGAUUCAAGUCUCUUAAGCAGAUCCGACAGCAAUGGUGUGAUGAAGACUGUAACGACUACAAAAGCAAUCAAUGAAACAAUUGUUUCCCUGAACUAUGAAGAUUGUACAGCAGAAAUAAAAACUGCUGAUGCUCAGGAGUCCUAUGAGAAAGGUGUCAUAGUUUUAGUAACUGGAUGCUUAACUGGGAAGGAUAACGUGAGAAGGAAGUUCGCGCAGACAUUCUUUUUGGCUCCACAAGAUAAAGGAUAUUAUGUCUUAAAUGACGUCUUUAGGUACAUUGAGGAGAAUGAUGCCCCACAGUUAAAUUCUGCUUCAAUAAAUGUCACCAAUGAAAAUUCUGAGGCAGUGCACAUACCAAAAUCAGAUGAUGUGCACCCUUCGGAACAUAUUGUGGAAGACCCUGCAACCUCUGCAGAGGGUGAAAAACUUAAUAAUGGUGUGGAAGUUUAUCAUCCUCAGGACAACAAGGAAGAAGGUUCGGUUGUUGAUGAAGAGGUUGUCAUACCGCCUACUGAUUUAAGUGAGAAUGAUGUUGUUACUAUUCAUGAUUCAACUUCUGCAGUCCAGGAUGAUGCACAAAAGACAUCAUAUGCAUCAAUUGUAAUGAAAAGUAAAACAGCAUCUGGCCGUGUCUAUGUUCCCAGCCGAGCUGCAAGAGUGGCAUCUGCUAAAUCCAAUGAACAAAGGCACGCUCCCACAAAAUCUACUCCUGGGCCCGAGGCAUUUGCUCCUAGUAGUGACAGUGCACCAGGGAGUAGUGAUGUUCCUGAAGCUGAAGGUCAUUCCAUAUACAUACGGAACUUGCCAUUUAAUGCAACAAUUGAACUUCUUGAUGAGAUUUUUAAGAAAUUUGGUCGUAUUAAACAUGGUGGAGUCCAAGUAAGAAGCAGUAAGCAUGGUUUCUGUUUUGGCUUUGUUGAAUUUGAGGAACUGAGUUCUGUGCAAAGUGCACUUAAGGCUUCACCCAUCACUGUUGGUGAGCGACAGGCUGUUAUUGAGGAAAAGAUAUCCACUACACGAGUCAGCGAUGGUGGAAGAGGGAGGUACCCUUCAGGAAGAGGUGGUUUCCGAAACGAGGGUUUCCGGGGGCGUGGGAGAUUUGGUGGUGGACGAGGUUAUGGAAGAAAUGAAUUCAGAAACCAAGGGGAAUUCUCUGGACGACCUAGGAGUUCUCAUCGGCCAAGUCAAAAUGGAGGUGGACGGGGCGGAGGCGGACGUCAUGGUGCGGGAAACCAUAAUGUUACACCAACUACUUCAGUGUGAGCAUAUUGGUUGAUAUAGAAAGAACAAGAAAACAAAACAAAACAAACGCUUGGUUGAUAAAUUUUUUAUAAGCCAAACACAAAAAACCUCUUUGUUUUCCCUUGUUUAGGCACAAAUGCAAUCAUUCAAAUAGAAGAUGAGUGAGUUCAUCAAACCUUCAGAAGUGUUUUGUAUUGGUCAUAUUGAGCAAGAGUGUUCCUUUGAUUGAGUUGUUGACAUGAAUCUCCAAUGUGGAAGUUUUCCUUGUAAAUCGGUACUAUGUGAAUUCCUUUUCUCUUUGUAAUAAGCGUAAUGGAAAUCGAAACUAUUCAUGAAUCAUGAUUAAUGAGGUGAGCCUAACAGGAUUUUUUGCGCAUGUUAUGUGCAUUUGCUAUAGUUGACAUGAUAUAUUGAAUGAGGUUGUAGUUGACAUUGGAAA